Molecule: messenger RNA, 678 nt
Organism: Melanotaenia boesemani (Boeseman's rainbowfish)
Lineage: Eukaryota; Metazoa; Chordata; Actinopteri; Atheriniformes; Melanotaeniidae
Gene: lsm8
Product: LSM8 homolog, U6 small nuclear RNA associated
Exons: 4
Coding region: 186-476 (96 amino acids)
Biological process (GO): mRNA splicing, via spliceosome
Cellular component (GO): U4/U6 x U5 tri-snRNP complex; precatalytic spliceosome; U6 snRNP
Molecular function (GO): RNA binding
Source: RefSeq, a predicted model, not a curated record
UUCACUCGGUGCUUCAAGCUCAUGCCUGCUCGUGAAUCGGUGUGCGGCUAGCUAGGACUUCUUGCCAGUUCGUUGUCGCGGUUUUCUCACGCUGUUAUUUCGUUGCACUGUAUUAUAUCCAGAAAACUAUUGGAAACAUCUACCUAUCACACAGUUGCAUAAAUAAACCGAAUCCGGGACGAAGCAUGUCCACCGCCCUGGAGAGCUACAUCAACCGUACUGUGGCCAUCGUCACCUCAGACGGCAGGAUGAUUGUGGGCACUCUGAAGGGCUUUGAUCAGACCAUCAAUCUGAUCCUGGAUGAAAGUCACGAGCGAGUCUUCAGCUCCAGUCAGGGGGUGGAGCAGGUGGUGCUGGGUCUGUACAUCGUCAGAGGAGACAAUGUCGCCGUGAUCGGGGAGAUUGACGAGGAGACCGACUCCACGCUGGAUUUAGGAAACAUCAGAGCCGAGCCACUCAACUCUGUCGUCCACUGACCCCGAGCAGGAUGGCCGUCUCCAUGGCAACGGAUGUUCAGGCGUGCUUGAGUCCCGGUGGCUCUGACUCUUCCUCCUGUUUGUACGUUUUUUUUAUAUAAAUAAAAUUUAGUUGAUGGUUGUUGGAUUUAGAUUUUUAUGCUUCAGGUGUUUUUGUGAAACGAGAUUGUUUUAAUAAAGUUGGAUUUUUGGUGUUCCUACA